Molecule: messenger RNA, 1489 nt
Organism: Morus notabilis
Lineage: Eukaryota; Viridiplantae; Streptophyta; Magnoliopsida; Rosales; Moraceae
Product: protein SET DOMAIN GROUP 40
Exons: 6
Coding region: 56-1489 (477 amino acids)
Biological process (GO): peptidyl-lysine monomethylation
Molecular function (GO): protein-lysine N-methyltransferase activity; protein binding
Source: RefSeq, a predicted model, not a curated record
GACUCCAGAGUCUGCUGUGUGAGUAGAAGAAGAAGAAGAAGAAAGCGAGAGAGAAAUGGAGCGAGAAGAAGAAGGUAACCUCGAAAUCCUUCUGAAAUGGGCGUCAGAAAUCGGAAUUUCAAACUCACCGAUCUCCCUCUCCGAUCGGAGCUGCCUCUCUUCGUGUUUAUGUCAUUCUCUCUUCGUUUCCCACUUCCCCGACGCCGGCGGAAGGGGCUUGGCUGCCGCGCGUCCUCUCAGAAGAGGGGAGUUGGUUCUCAGAGUUCCUAAAUCGGCUCUCAUGACGAGGGAGAGUCUAUCGAAAGAUCAGAGAUUCUCUAUUGUUGUCAAUGCUCCUUCUUCUCUCUCACCUAUUCAGAUAUUGAUUGUUGGCUUAUUGUAUGAAAUGAAUAAAGGAAGGAGUUCGUGGUGGUAUCCUUAUCUGGUGAAUCUGCCGCGAGGUUAUGACAUUCUAGCAACUUUUGGUGAAUUCGAGAAGCAAGCUCUACAAGUGGAUGAUGCGAUCUGGACUGCCGAAAAGGCCACGUUGAAGGCUGAAUCGGAGUGGAAAGAAGCUAAUCCGUUAAUGAAAGAACUUAACCUUAAGCCCCAAUUUCUGACUUUUCGGGCAUGGCUUUGGGCUUCUGCUACUAUAUCAUCGCGGACUUUGCACGUACCAUGGGAUGAGGCUGGGUGUUUAUGUCCUGUGGGAGACCUAUUUAAUUAUGUGGCACCUGGAGAAGAGGACUCUGCUCAUACGCUAGACUUGGAGCAGCUUGAUUCUCAUUCACAAAGGCUGACUGAUGGUGGCUUUGAGGAGGAUGUUGUUGCAUAUUGCUUCUAUGCUAGAAGACAUUAUGAAAAAGGAGAGCAGGUCUUAUUGGGUUAUGGGACAUACACAAAUCUGGAGCUUCUUGAACACUAUGGAUUUUUGUUAAAUGACAAUUCUAAUGAAAAGGUUUUUAUUCCUCUACAACCUGAAAUCUGCUCCUCAAAUACAUGGCCUAAGGACUCAAUGUUUAUUCAUCAAAGUGGAAAACCCUCUUUCGCCUUACUCUCCGCUUUGCGUAUAUGGGCAACCCCACGAAACCAGCGGAGACCUGCCUCUCACCUUGCUUAUUCAGGAUCCCAACUCUCGGCCGAAAAUGAGAUACUUGUAAUGAGAUGGAUAUCGAAGAACUGCAACUGCAUCCUGAAGAGUUUGCCAACAUCGUUUGAAGAGGAUCGUUUUCUUUUAAGUGCCAUUGACAAAAUGCAAGAUUCUUGUAGCCCUUUGGAGCUCAGGAAUACUGUGGCCUCUUCAACAGCUCAUAUUCACGCUUUCUUGGAAGCUAAUGGUCUGCAAGAUGGAGAAGAUGUUGCUGAAUUACUGUCAUCUAGGAAAACUAAACGGGAAAUGGAUAGGUGGAGAUUAGCUAUCCAGUGGAGGGUCAGGUACAAGGAAAUUUUGAUCAAUUGUAUUUCUCAUUGUUCUAGAGUUAUUGAUUCUUUUACCCCUCAAAAUAUAUAG